UCUUCUUCUUCUUCUCUCCCUCACAUUUCAUUUAAACCCCCUUCAAACACUCCACAAGUCCCUUCGAUUCCCCUUCCAUCAAAGAGGAGACUUUCCCUUCCCCUCUCCAAAGAAAAAAAAAAAAGGGUUAAAUUUGCUAUGAACCGCGGCGGACAUGUGUUGCAGAGCUCGCCGGUGCAGCAGCCGAUCAUGAUGGCCGCCGGCAACCCCAACAACUGGUGGAGCACCACCAUGUCUAACAUGAGACCUCCUCCUCCUCCUCCUCCUCCUCCUCCUCCUCCAUCUACGACGUCGUUUCACCCCCAGCUUCCCAACAACUUCUUCCCCAACAAUUAUUCAUCUCUUUUCCCGACGAGCACUCAUCACCACCUUUCACCUUCCUCUUCACUUCCUUUCCCUUCUUGGCACGACGACGCUCCUCCUCCCACCUCCGCCGCCGCCGCCGCCGCACAACAAGACCACCACCAACUCCCCGAUUCAUGGAGCCAACUCCUCCUCGGAGGAUUGAUGGCUGGGGAGGAAGAGAUCAAGGGAGGGAACCAAAUGACGAUGAGCCAUUUCCAACAAGCCAGCAAGAAGUUUGAGAACGAGCAGUGGGAAGAACAGCAGAAGCUAAUGCUGAGCAACAACAACAACAACAAGGCUGAAGUAGUGAAGCAAGAAAGCUAUGGAGGAAGCACGUAUGGCCACCACCAUCAUGCAAACGACAACGACGACGACGGCCGCCACUUCCAUCAUCACCGCCACCAAGCUGUUGAUUGGUCUCGUCAUCCACCGCCUCCUCCGCCGGAUCGAUUGUCAUCGGAGAGUAACGGCACUACUGGAGCUGGUGGUGGGGCUGCAGCGAAGAAAGCUAGGGUUCAGCCUUCUUCUUCUACUACUACUUCAACCCAAUCUCCCUUCAAGGUGAGAAAGGAGAAACUGGGAGAUAGGAUCACUUCUCUUCACCAGAUCGUGUCUCCAUUUGGGAAGACUGACACAGCUUCUGUCCUGUUAGAAGCCAUAGGGUACAUCAGAUUCCUUCAAAGCCAAAUUGAGGUGAUGUUUUCUUUCCAUUCUUUUGUCCUUCAAACUAAAAUCCCAGAAAACCAUGCAAAUUUCCAGAGAUGCCCCUCUCCCGGAUAAAUAUAAUCUAAUCGUAACGAUUCAAAGUAGAAUACAGAUCAUACAAUAAAAAAUAUCGUUGUGAUCAUAAUGUUGCACCUCGACUUAGUCAUUAUUACGUGAUUUAACGAGUAUAGUUAUCGCGACAAACCCUUACCAAACAUGACCGUAUUGAAAAAAGCUAAGUGAGAGCGAAAAAAGUUGAUUUCACGAUGCUUACCGUUCCUAAAAAUUGCAGGCACUCAGCUUGCCCUACUUGGACAGUGGAUCUUCAAACAUGAGGCACCAUCAGCAACAGCAGAACCAACAUCAACAUUCUUCUGUUCAAGGAGAAAGGAAUUGUGUGUUCCCAGAAGACCCUGGUCAGCUCUUGAACAACGAUGGCAGCAGCUGUCUCAAGAGGAAAGCAGCAACAACUUCUGAUCAUCAACAGGAGCAAGAGAAGGACUUGAGGAGUAGAGGGUUGUGCCUUGUCCCUCUCUCUUGCACACUGCAGGUUGGCAACGACAACGGGGCGGAUUACUGGGCUCCAUCCUUCGGGGGAGGAUUCCGGUGAACGGAUCGUGGAAUAUUCCGGCGAGCAACGUUGAAAACUAGCUCCCUGAGUCGUCGGAGGGAUGGUAGGGAGAGAGUUAGAGAGAGAGAGAGCUGAUAGUGAAAUGAUAUACCAUCAUGAGCAGUCAAUCUGCUCAAGUGAAAUCCAAGGCUGAUUGCUCAUGAUGCUAUACAACUUCUGCCAAGGUUUUAAUUAGCUACUAUCUAGGAUGUUUUUUUUUUGUUUGCUUGAUAUUAGUUGUUAUCUUGGUGUAAUUUCUAAUUCCGAAAUAUUACGCAAGCACGCAUGUGCGGUUUAACUGAUGAAUUGUCUUUUCGCUAUGUACGUGCUCAUAGAUAUGAAUUCGAGAAUGCAGUAUUGGUUUAGUUUAGUUUUCUUUAGAAAAUAGUGAAG
Molecule: messenger RNA, 2053 nt
Organism: Linum tenue
Lineage: Eukaryota; Viridiplantae; Streptophyta; Magnoliopsida; Malpighiales; Linaceae
Source: the annotation of a GenBank genome assembly